AUGGAUAUACACAAUUAAAAUUGUAAAAAUAAUGCUGAAUAUCGAAAAAAAUAAGUUUAACUAAAUCUGUAGGUAGCUCGUUUGUGUGAAAAAGCAUAUAUAAAGAAACAUUAAAUUCAUCUAAAACAAGGAUUAAAAUUGUAUGAAUGAUUAUUAAAUUAGUAUGAAGGAAAUGAGAUUGAGAAAAUAGGAAGGAAUUUAAUAAAGUUAAGAUACAAGAUUAGUAUAUUAAGAAUAUAGAGUUCUAAAAUUAUUAAUUAGUUAUGGAGAGAAGGUUGCAAAUUAAGAGUUAGAUGCAAAAUGUAUAUAUUCUUGGUAGAUUUAGAUCAUUUAAUAACUUAAAAUGAAAUAAUGGCAGCAUAAUAAAGUAUAGAAGAAGAGAGUAUAUAAGAUUUAAUAGAAUAAAUGAAUAAAUUGAUAAAUUAAAGAUUAAACUAUUGUUAUAAAUGUAAAUAUAUGUAUUUAAUAAUUUGAUUAGCCAAGAUGUAAAAUUUUGGAAGUAUUUCAUUUAGAUUAAGUAAAUUUAGAUAAGAUAGUCCAAAAGAAACAAGAGAUUCAAAUAAAUUAAAUUCAUUUUCAGAUUAUAUCAAUUUAAAGUAGAUUAAAAUAUUAAAAAUAAAAGUUUUGCUUUGAAUUCUAAUUAAUCAGGACCAAAGAUUAGAUCAAAACCUUAAACUCCAGUAUCAAUAAUGGGGAAAUUAAAGAAAAAUGGAAAGAUUAGUUAAUUUUUAGAAAGAUAGAAAUCAACAAAUUCUAUUUAAAAUACUGAGGAAGGAGAAUAAGAUUAAUUAAGUAAUUUUUAAACAAAGAAAAAGAGUUGUUUUGCAUAGACAGCGAGUUCAGAAAGUGAUUUAGAUUUAAGUAUAGAGAAUUUAGAUUAAUAAUAAAAGGCAUAUGAAUCAAGUGAAUAGAUAUAAUUUGAAUAAGAUUGUUUUUUUGCAUCAGAAAAAGGAUAUUUUUCAGAUACAGAGAUAAUUAAAUUAGAUGCAUAGAAUAGAAAUUAAGAGAGAAAUAUUUGUUUAAAAGAUUUUUAGUUUAUAAGAUAAAUAGGUUAAGGUGCAUAUGGAGGUGUAUUUUAAGUAAAAAGAAUAGUAACAGGAGAUUAAUAUGCUCUUAAAAUUAUAAAUUGUUCAAAUAGACCAUUUGAUAGAUUAUUAUCAUAAUUAAAGUAAGAGAGAAAUAUAUUUGAAAUUUUAACAGGAGAAUAUGUAGUAAAAGCUUUUUAUUCAUUUUAACAUUAAUCAUCAUUAUGUUUUGUAUAAGAAUUUAUGCUUGGUGGAGAUUUUGCUAAAAUAUUAAUGAUAGAAGGGGUAUUUAAAUAAAUAAAUUUUAAUAGGCAUUUGAUGAAAAUAUAGCAAGACAUUAUUUUGCUGAAAUUUUACUUGCAUUAGAAUAUUUACAUAAUAAUAAUAUAGUGCAUAGAGAUUUAAAACCAGAAAAUAUUUUAUUAGAUUAGAAUGGUCAUAUAAAAUUGGCUGAUUUUGGAUUAAGUGAAUUAGGAUUCAAUAAAAUGAUGGUUAAAAGAAAAGUGAGUUAAAGAGAUAUAAUGAAAUAAGAUUUACCAUCUUCUCCUGUUUAUAUUAUAAAGAAAGGAGCAUCAUUUAAAAAAUCAAGAUCAACAAAUAGUUAAUUUGAAAAAGGAUCUGAAGAAGAGAGAAGAAGAAUUGUAGGAACACCAGAUUAUAUAGCACCAGAAAUAAUCAAAGGGAUAUCUUUUUCAAAUAAAUCUUUAGAUUAUUGGUCUUUAGGAAUAUUUUAUUUGAAUUUCUAGUUGGAAUACCACCAUUUAAUGAUGAAUCAGUUGAUAAGAUUUUCUCUAAUAUUUUGGAAGGAAAGAUUGAAUGGCCAGAUAUUGGUGAUGAUCCAGAAACUUAAAUUUCAGAACAUGCUUAUGAUCUAUUAAAAUAAUUAUUAAAUCCAGAUUAUAAUUAAAGAUUAGGUCAUAAUUCAAUUGAGUAAAUUAAAAAACAUACAUUUUUAAAAUCAAUUAAUUGGAAUAAAUUAAGAAGUUAACCAGGACCAAUUAUACCAAGAAUUCCUUAGAAUUCAUAAUCAUUCGAAAAUGUUUAAGAAAAAUUAUAAAAGUUCUUAUAAAGAAGUGAAAGAAAACAUUCAUAAAUAGUUUAAAAGUUAUAAGAUGAAUUAGAAUAUUUAGAAAGAGUUGAUCUUUUAAUAGCAACAAAUGAAAAAGAAGUUUGUUAAAUAAAAUCAUAAUUUAAUUUAUGAUAUUUUAAUCCUGUAUAAUAAUACUAAUCUAAAUAUAUAUUCUCUAUAUAUAUGUAUAUUAAUUGGUUGUUUUUAACUGUUAUAAUAAUAAAUUAUAUGA
Messenger RNA from Paramecium sonneborni, 2326 nucleotides. NCBI's taxonomy places the organism in Eukaryota, Ciliophora, Oligohymenophorea, Peniculida, Parameciidae. The record is from the annotation of a GenBank genome assembly.